This is a messenger RNA of Diatraea saccharalis (sugarcane borer), 1327 nucleotides long. The record is from the annotation of a GenBank genome assembly. NCBI's taxonomy places the organism in Eukaryota, Metazoa, Arthropoda, Insecta, Lepidoptera, Crambidae.
UUGCAAGUGAUAGUGGUUGCCAUUCAGUGUAUAGAGUCUGUGUCGAAUGGAUGUUUUUGUAGGGGUUCGCGGAUUGUAACGCGAGUUGAUCGUUGAGAACUAUUCGUCAUUGGAAAGCUGACCUGACAGUACUCACACAGUGGAUAUAGUGCUCUAGUGGUGCAUUUGCAAUUAAAAAAAUAUUUUUUUCAAGUGUAUACGUAUGUAAUUCAGAAGAUGCCUUGUAACUGUAAAGUUGAAAUGAAUGGUAUACCACAUCCACACAACGGGUGCGAGUUUCAUCUUCGGAAGGAGAAUACCGAGCAUAAUGGUCAUCACCAUCCUCACAGAAAGACAUUCGACAAUGAUGAUCGGUACGAAGAAGAAGACUGUGUCGCUGGUGACGAAACCGUUAGAUAUCCAGAUGGAUCGGUGCGGCUCAGGAAUCCGAAUAUCGAGCUCAUGGACCAGGAUAUACUCUACCAUUUAGCACUCGGGAGCGGAUCCCACGACCUUGUUGAGAUGUUUGGUGACGUCAAGUUUGUCUGCAUGGGUGGUACACCAAAACGUAUGGAGCAGUUCGCAUAUAACAUAAUGGCAGAAAUCGGACAUAAGCUGCCGUGCGGCACAACAUUGCAAGACAUCAGUCAAUUCUCCUAUAGAUACUCUAUGUACAAAGUUGGUCCUGUGUUGAGCAUCAGUCAUGGCAUGGGUAUACCGUCAGUGGGUAUUUUGCUGCACGAGGUCAUAAAGUUGAUGUACCACGCGAAAGUCCACGAUCCCGUGUUCUUCAGGAUCGGCACGUGCGGUGGCAUCGGUUAUGAGGGGGGUACUGUUAUAAUAUCAGAUGACGCAGUUGAUGGUGCUCUUAGGAAUGUGUUUGAGUUGUUAGUUUUGGGCAAGAGCAUUCAGCGUCCGGCCAAAUUUGAUAAGAGACUGGUCCGUGAGCUGAAGGGUUUGGCUGAUCCUGAGGACCCGUAUGACACAGUCACUGGCAAAACGAUGUGCACCUACGACUUCUAUGAAGGUCAAGGUCGAUUGGAUGGAGCGUUUUGUGACUUCACAGAGGCAGACAAGAUGGAGUAUUUAGAGAAUAUAUACAAGGCAGGUGUUGUUAAUAUCGAAAUGGAGUCGCUAGCGUUUGCGGCCCUCACUCAUCAGGCGGGCAUCAAGGCCGCCGUCGUAUGCGUCACACUGCUAGACAGGCUUAAAGGAGAUCAGGUAAAUCAUGACAACCAAAGGUGUUAGAAUUUUUAGAACCAACACCGACCUGUUAUUACGCAUUCUCAGUGUUAUUUAUUAAAGAAAUAUAGUGCGGUCUCAGGUAGCUCAAUUACAUAGAGCUUUU